This is a messenger RNA of Helobdella robusta, 1050 nucleotides long. RefSeq lists its product as hypothetical. The transcript has 6 exons. NCBI's taxonomy places the organism in Eukaryota, Metazoa, Annelida, Clitellata, Rhynchobdellida, Glossiphoniidae. Gene Ontology annotation, cellular component: axon; plasma membrane. The annotation marks the transcript as partial. The record is from RefSeq and is a predicted model, not a curated record. Gene Ontology annotation, molecular function: cell-cell adhesion mediator activity. Gene Ontology annotation, biological process: axon guidance; dendrite self-avoidance; homophilic cell-cell adhesion.
AUUACAUUACGCUGCAUAGCUCACGGAAUACCCUAUCCAAAAAUUACCUGGUAUUUGGGUGCCACACAAAUACUUAUGUCAAAAAAGUUUAAGAUCAUGGAGCAAGGGCGUCACCUAGUUAUCGAUUCUUUGCUACUGACUGACGCUAACACGUACCGAUGUGAGGCUGUUAAUGUUGUCGGGAAGGCCUCAAGAGAAUUUGUGCUGUCCGUUAUGUACUUGCCCGUAAUAGAAGAAAGUGACAUGAAAAUAAUUCACGGUGUGGUUGGACUUGCCAUCGUUAUCCCCUGUAAGGUCAGCGGAAAUCCCCUACCCUCAGUGACCUGGCAGAAGGGAAGUGUGGUACUUGAUGCCUCUGAAAGUUACAAAAUUUUGUCUGAUGGCUCCUUAAAGAUCUUGUCUGUGAGUCAGUCAGAUAGCGGCAUAUACGUCUGCAAGGCCACGAGUGCUACUGGUUCUGCCUUUGCACAGAGGAAACUCGAGUUGACAAUUGGACCGGUGAUAGAGGAGUCAGAAAAAACAUUCCGGGUGAUAACUGGCAAGGAUCUGGUCCUCCCUUGCAAGGCUUCAGGCUCCAUUGUACCUGACAUCAAAUGGCUGAAGAAUGGUCAUCCUAUCAAAAUUGGUCCCAGUCAGCGAUUCAAUGUACUGAAGAGCGGCUGGCUUGUCAUAUCCCAUUCCAAAGCCAGUGACGUAGGCAGGUACACUUGCAUUGCACAGAACAGCGAGGGAACCGCAAGAAUUGAUAUUGAAGUCAUCAUAAAUGAACUACCAGAAAUCACCAUCGAACACAGCCAAGUCAUCGUCACGAAGGGUGACAGAGCUCGCCUUGAGUGCAAAGUUUAUGGGUCACCACGGCCCAAAUUGAAGUGGACGAGAGGGGGCGAGGAGAUAGGUGUAAAUGAAGGGGGCAAAUAUAGAUUGGAAGGCGAAUCCAGCAUUCUUGUCAUACCAGAAGUUAAGGUGCGUCGACCCCGCGGGCCGUUCAAUUCUACAAUACUUUUUUGGUCCUUCUUAAUGAUGUUGCUAUCAGCAGCAUGCAAUGCCUAA